Molecule: messenger RNA, 1389 nt
Organism: Penicillium angulare
Lineage: Eukaryota; Fungi; Ascomycota; Eurotiomycetes; Eurotiales; Aspergillaceae
Exons: 1
Coding region: 1-1389 (462 amino acids)
Biological process (GO): secondary metabolite biosynthetic process
Molecular function (GO): monooxygenase activity; FAD binding
Source: RefSeq, a predicted model, not a curated record
AUGUCUUCCAACCAGCCAGGUAUCCCGUUGAAAAUCACAGUCAUCGGCGGUGGGAUGGCCGGCCUUUCAUCAGCAAUAGCGCUCUCAGACAUAAAUCCCAACCACCGGAUUACAAUUCUAGAAUCAAACGCCUCUCUCAGCGAGCUGGGCGCUGGACUGCAACUCUUCGCAAAUAGCACCCGCAUUUUACACAAAUGGGGCCUAACUCCGACCUUGGAAAAGGUUGCUUUCCAAUCGUCUCACCUGUCUAUUCGCCGCUGGGAAGAUAAUUCAGAAUUGACCUUCAACAUGAACAACCCAUCCAGCACAUGGCUCUACGGUUGGCCCCAAUAUCAGAUCUACCGGCCAGACCUGCAGAAAUCGCUCUUCGAACGAGUCAAAGAGUUGCCAAAUGUAUCUGUUUUAUUUUCGAAGUCCGUUAAAUCAGUGGACGAUAAGACUGGUACUGUCUGUACAGUAGACGGGGAGCUUUUUGAGGCCGAUCUUACGGUCGCAGCAGAUGGAAUUUGGUCUCGAGCUAGACGAUGCUUGCCAGCGUCAAAGGAUAUUUCCCCAACCGCUUAUCGCGAGCAUAACUACCGUGCUGUGAUCCCGCGGUCGCGGAUGCUCUCUAAUACCCUUACUGCACCAUUCAUGGCUUCCCCGGAGGCAAAACUAUGGGUGGGGCCUGAGGUAUUUGUAUUGGGAUAUACAGUUGCGUCAAAGGAGUUAUACAAUCUUGUUGUUGGUGUCCCACGGCCGAGCGAAGGAGUACCUGUUGGGGCUUGGAAUCACCCUGCCAACAUUGAGACAAUGUGCGGGCUUGUAUCUGAGUGGUGUGAGGAAGUGCGAGCGCUGACGUCUCUCGUUCAAGAGGACUGCGUUUCCUGGACUUUGGGCGAGGUGCCUCCUAUUCCAAGCUAUGUUAGUACAUCUGGAAAAGUAACGUUGGUUGGGGACGCGGCGCAUGCUCUUCUUCCUCACGCUGCGCAGGGAGCCGGAAUGGCUUUCGAGGAUGCGGCAAGCUUGGCGGAAUUUGUGGGUCAUUUGAAAUCGGGAGAUGCAGAGGAAUUGUCGAAGGUGAUGAGUGGUUGGAGUCAGUUUAGACAGGCUCGUGUCGAUCAUCUACGCAGUAUCAGCCGUGGCACUGCCAGUGACAUGACACUGUCAGAUGGAGAGCUUCAGAUUGCGCGUGAUUUGAAAUGGAACACUAUUCGCGAUAUGCAGCGGGCACAGUGGGCUGAGCUUGGAGAAGAGAAGAUUAGAGAGAGAAUGAUACGGGAGAAAGCCACCCCUGAUCCAGCUUGCACGAGCACGUUGGAGCCUGGUGGUAGAAUGUGGGUCAAUGGAUAUGAUGUUACUGAGGAAAGUAGGAGGUUCUGUCGCGAGCAUCUGGGAUCAUGGAAAUGA